Messenger RNA from Drosophila hydei, 4310 nucleotides. It is a transcript of the gene Liprin-gamma, whose product is annotated as kazrin. Lineage: Eukaryota; Metazoa; Arthropoda; Insecta; Diptera; Drosophilidae. The transcript has 9 exons. Gene Ontology annotation, molecular function: protein binding. Bases 285 to 3242 code for a protein of 985 amino acids. The record is from RefSeq and is a predicted model, not a curated record.
UAUCGGGCGUGUCUCUCCCUCUCGCUGUCUCUGUGUACGUAUUUCUUCGGUCCCUUUGUAAGGUAGUCAGAAUGUUAGAGCGGGCUGCGCAUGGUGCAAAUUGUGGCAGUUGAAAUACUUGUGGUCGGUCGGGCGCAGCAGCAGCAGCAGCACUUGUAUUCGUAUUCCAAUAUAUAUCUAUAUCUGGGCAACUAGCAUAGAACGAACGUUUUGGGACAGACACACACAAGCUCAGCUCAGUCACUGGCACAGGCACUGGGAGCGCUUCAGUUGUGUGAGGAGGUAUGCAAAUAAACGGUCUUGCUGCCGGACCAACCAUGGCCGCAUCAGAGCCACCAGAGCCGCCGCCACGCAAUCCGGAUCGCAUAAAUGCCUCUCUGCACAAGCUGGGCGAAUCCAAAAUUGUCAAGUCGCUGGACUCGAGUGUGGGCGCGCUCAAAGAGAAGUCCGUCAACAACAACAAGCCUGUGAAGCCAGUGCUCUCCCUGGACAACAACACCAGCAGCCAACAGCUCGGGGCCUCCUCGACCUCGUCGGCAGCAGCAGCAGCAGCGCCCACAUUAAAGCAGCCGAGCCUGCUGGCAAGCAAACGGGACCUAACGCCCAACGCCUCCGCCUCCGACAGCAGCUCCCCGGCUAGCUCGAAUGGGAGCAAUCAGACGCUCACGCCACCCAUGACCAUCGACAACCAGAAUCGCUUGGCCGCCAAGGGCGACACAUUGGGACAAGCACAAGCACAAGCGCAGGCGAUUGGUCAACCGCAGUCGCAAUUAGUGAAUGGCAGCAGCGCCAACUCCAUCAGCAGCAGCAUAUCCACGGCAGCCAUGAUCCAUGCGAAUAACUCAAAUUUGAUUGCCGCAGGUCACUUGGCGCAGGUCAACCCAACCAGCAGCCAGCUCAACGCCGUCGACAAGAGAAAUGCGAAUGAUGUUUGCUCGAUUGCAAAAUUAAUGGAACCGGAGCUGGCAGCGGUCGGCGCAGCCUCAUUACCUACUACAACUACUACGAAAGCGAAGACAAUGAAAGUUAAAUCCGCAGUGGCCAUGCCCAUGCCCAUGCCCAAGCCAGUGGCAUCCCCCACAGCGCAUUCCCCAACAUCCGCUGCAUCCGCCGCGCUGCUGAUGCUAGAGGCGACCACGACCAACAGCGCUCAUGAUGGCAAUCGCAAUGACGAGUCAAAGUUCACAUUUCGCUCAGAGGCGGCUAUGAAGCUACGCGAGGAGAACGAACGAUUGAAUGCGGAGCUGCUGCGUCUGCGUCGGCUGCUCGAGCACUCGACGGACGGUGCUGUGGGCGGCGCUGAUCCCGGUGCCGACUUGGCAGCUGCACAGCCUCAUGAGGGCCACAGCAUGGCGGCGUCGCAGGAGCGCGUGGAACGACUGGAAACCGAGCUGCGCAGCGUCAAGAAUCAGCUGCUCACUAUGCGGCUGGAGCGCAAGAAGCUGCGCACAGACAAAUCGGAUUUAUUGGGACAGGUGAAGCAGUUGUGCGCCUCGCUGCAGGAGAAGGAGCAGGAGCUGCGCGACUUUAUACGCAACUACCAGGAGCGUGUGCGCGAGACUGAGUCAACAAAUGCCAAGAUCUCGGGGGACCGCGACCGGGAACGCUUCCAGCUGCUGAAGCAGGCACGGGACGAGGCUGAGCGCUCGCUGGCCCUGGCUCAGCAGCUGUCGGCGAGGGAUCUGCAGCUGCAGCGCCUGCAGGAGCAGCUGCAGGAGGCGCGUCGUCAGCUAACGGGCUGCCUCUCCGAUCAGGAGAGUCUCCAUUCAUUUGCACCGCUAACGCCGCCAUCGGCCGCCUCCGGCAUGCUCAGCCAGUUGGCUGGCGGAUCUGGUCUGGCUGGCAAUCUAAGCGGCCUGCGCACAACCGAGGACAGCGGACGCGGCAACUCCAACUCAUUGUCAGCCUUUAGCGGCAGCCUGAGCGGUGGCUCCGGCGCCACAGUCGGCGAUCGCAACUCCUGCUCGAACGACUCGGGCCUACGCAACAGCAGCGAUCGAGAGAGCACCGGCGGCGAGCUCAACUUCAGCGACGGCACUUGCGACAACGGACCCUGCAUCACCGUCGAUCCCGACAGCAUUUCUCUAGUCUCCAGCCAAAACAUGUACCAAUUUGGCACACCCAAGGAACGCAGCCCAACACUCUCGCCUCUGAACUCUGGCGCCUAUUCCAGAUCUGUGGAGCAGCUCUCGCCGGAUGCUGAGGGACCGGGAGGCGCUGGUGCCAUAACCCGAAAGUUCGGCAACAAAAGCGGACCACUGGGCGCACGUAACGGACGUGGUGGCACCUGGGGCAGCAUUUCACGCGUGUUCGCACGCUCUCGCAAUAAGAGCAAGGCAAUGUCCGCUGAUGGGGUGACCGAAUACAGCGACUACUCGUGGAACCCGCUGUCCGAGGAGGGCUAUGCCGAGAAGCUGCGACUGCUGCGAGAAGCCUCCCAGCUGCCCAUAGAGCGCUGGCGGGCCACUCAAGUGCUCGCAUGGCUGGAGGUGGCUCUGGGCAUGCCCCAAUACAGCUCACGCUGUGCGGAGAACGUAAAAAGCGGCAAGGUGCUGCUCGAGCUGAACGACGUGGAGCUGGAGGCAGGCUUGGGUCUGGCGCACCCCAUGCACCGUAAAAAGUUGCGACUGGCCAUCGAGGAGCAGCGGCGCCCGGAACUGGUGCGCUAUCCGCUGAUCACACAGCUGGGCCACACCUGGGUGGCCUCCGAAUGGCUGCCGGACAUUGGACUGCCCCAAUACGCUGAGCCCUUCCUGCAGUCCCUGGUUGAUGCGCGCAUGCUGGACACGCUCUCGAAGAAGGAGCUGGAAAAGUUUCUGGGUGUGACGCGAAAAUUCCAUCAGGCCAGCAUAGUACAUGGCAUUCACGUGCUGCGUAUUGUUAAAUACGACCGCCAAACGCUGGCCAUGCGGCGAGUGCAGUCGGAGACUGUGGACACCGAUCCCAUUGUGUGGACUAACCAGCGCUUCAUACGCUGGGUGCGUUCCAUCGACCUGGGCGAGUAUGCGGAGAAUCUGAAGGACAGCGGCGUUCACGGGGGUCUGGUGGUGUUGGAGCCAUCGUUUUCGGGCGAUACCAUGGCUACGGCUCUGGGCAUCCCGCCGUCGAAGAACAUAAUACGACGCCAUCUAAACACGGAAUUCGAUGCGCUCAUCCUGCCCGCAAGAUACAUAAUUUACUGUCAAAUGGAAGAAUUUCAAAUGGAAAACUCCCGGCAAUUGGCCAAAUUGCAGGGCCAUUAAAUCAAAAAUACCAAAUCUAAUUGAAAAUUGAAAAUUGAAAAUCAAAAAUCACAAUCACAAUCACAAAAACCAAUGCUCGUAAUCGCGGUGUGUAUUUGUAAUCAAUUGUAACUCGAUGGGAUUCAACUCGAUUCAAUAUUUAAUUGUAUUUAGCUAAGCUGAUUGGUAUUUCUAGAAAGAGAACAAUAAUUGGAGCACAGCGCUAAUCAAAUCAACAUAAUUAACUCAACUUACUCUUAGUCUAGCUAAACAAUUACCAACAAAACAAAAAAAAAACAAAAUCAAAAAGAUACUCGUAGGGCAACUUAAUCAGAAAAACCCACCCUGAUGAUAACCCAGACCUAAUCAAAAAGAGAAAAACUGAAAUAAGUAAAAACGAAGUAAAAUCGAGUGAAAUACUAUAGCUAAUAAAUAAAUAGCACAUAUCGAACAAAUCUGAGGAGCUUUGCACUAUCUAUCGAUAUGUCCAUAUUAUAUAUGUAUAUUAUACAAACGAGUCUCCAGAAUCGAUGUAUGCUUUGCAGCUAACUUAAGAUCGCAUUUACCACAUACACAUACUAUAUAUGAAUAUAUGAAUAUAUGGAUAUAUACGUAUUACACAACUGAACUUUUUGCAUUUAAGCCAAUAGAGAGAAAUAGUAUUUGAUUGGAUUUACAGAUCACGCACAGAUCCUUAGAAAUAUGUUUAGGUUUAGUGGGCCAGCGUAUACUUGGGUAGAGACUUUUUAAGUAGUAGCAAAUGCGAUUUGUUUAUAGUUUUAUAUAUAUACAUAUAUGUGUAUUCAACAGACAUUUGGAUGUGCGACAAAAUAAAACUCUAUAUGUUAGACAUAUAUACAUAGAUAUAACUAACGAUAUCAUCGUGAAAGCACACUCAAACACACACACACACUUACAACUGGCUUUGUAACUGAUGUGGACAGCCGUCCACUGUGAUACAGAACACAUGAAACUGGAAUACAUUGUACUCACAUACAUACAUACAUGCCUAUCUAUAUAUAUAUAGAUAUAUAUACAUAUUCAAAUUGAAUUAUCUGCGAAUAGGUAUACGAAAAACUCAAUUCCGAA